CCAGAGUAGAGGGAGAGCCCCUGGAGAAGAGCCUGUUUGAAGUGGGAGCCUCUGCAGCAGCGUUUUAGCGGGAGGAUGAGAGGCGGGAAUUUGCAGUGUUGUGCCAGGCCCCAGGCGCGGAAGAGGGGGAGAGCCGGGCCAGCGGACGUGUGAGUGGAGCUCCCGGCUGGAAUGCACCAGCUCAGCAAGGGAUUGUCCUCCCCGGGCCAGGCAGGCGCUGUGCCGUGAGCCGGGUGCCCCGGCGGCCCGCGCCAUGGCGGCAGCAGACAGCACCUCAGCCACCCUCCGGCGCCGCGACCUGUGCAGCCGAGGCAUCCGCCUGGCUGGGAAGAUGCGCUCGGAUGUUGUCGACCUCCUGGACACCUAUGUGGAGCAGCAGGGCCUGGAUGCCUCGGCCAGCGUGGCGGCGGUGGAGGGGGUGCCGGUGGCAGCGGUGGAGCGCUGGGAUGAGCAGACGGGGACCCAGCGGCUGCUGGAGAACCUGGCGGCGUACCGGGCAUUCCGGGCCCUGCUGGCGCAGAUGCUGGAGGAGCAGCGGGAGCAGCUGGGGGAGGCCGAUGCCACGCUGGGCCGGGCGCUGGCGGCCGUCCUGCUCCAGGUCUCGGCCUUCACCUACCACCUGGAGGAGCUGCUGCGGCUGGAGAACCGCGGCCCCCCCGGCGAGGAGGGGGCUGUGCCGCCCGCGCCCCCCCCGCUCACCCUCUUCGAGAGGAAGCUGCGGGGCCUGGGCGUGCUGCGGGAGCUGGCCCAAUGGGCCGUGAGGUCCGCGCGGGACCUGCGGCAGCUCGCCAAGCCCAGCCCGGGCAGCGGCGCGGCCCCCAGCCCAGCCGAGAGCCUUUGAGGGCGGGCGUGGGGCAGGGCUUGGGUCCCGCAGAGUGGGGGGCUCCUUGCCCACCUCUGCAGAGGGCUGCUGACAGCGGAGGGCGUUGUUCGGGGAGGGGGGUGGACGGGAGGGACCAUGUCAUUAACCCCGGCACCCCCACGCUCUUGGUGCCGUUCCCUGUGGGGAAGCUGGGCCAUGGGCUGCGCUCCAUGCUGGAAGGAGUCAGGAAGCCGAGGCGGGGCGAGCCUCGGGGGGAGCUCCCUGGGAAGCUGCUUUGCCGCUCGCCCCAGGGCCACGACCCGAGCGCGCUGUGGCAGCGUUGGCCUUUUCCAUGAAGCCUGGUCGCUGCCCGGCUUGCCCUUGGCUGGGCGGACGGGAGCUGCCUCAGGGCUUGUGUGGAGGCAAGGCAGGAGUGAAGGGACAGAAACACGCCACCCGGUGAAGGAGCGUUGGGACCUGCCCCCAGCUGCAAGAUGCAAGGCUUGACCUCCUUCACGUGGACUCUCUGCCCGGCUCAUGUCCUCGCGUUUGGUGUGUUGGAAUUUCUGCUCUAACUGUUUGGGGACUUUUUUUGGGGGGGUGGAGGGGGGGCAUGAUCAGGAGGGGAUUUCUUAAUCGCUUGGACAAGGUAACAGAGAGGAUCUUUUAGCUGAAGGCUGUGAUUCACAAGACUCUCCACAUGGAGGUUUGUGCUUCCAGGGGUUAUUCUGGGACUGGGAACAGCAUGGAAGAUGAAACAACCCAACCACAUCGCUCACCCCGUGAACAGGAAUGCCCAUGCCAUGGUUUACUUGCUGAACGGAAGUGAUGGCUUCGAAACAAAUAAAAGGGAUGGGAUAUCUACUGGGACAACUGGGACUUCUUGGGGAAGCCUGGGCUGCCCCCUUCCUACCCCACCCCAAGGGAAGGUGGUGGCGGCACCGGGCCCAGCGCCUGCCCCAGCGCCUGCCAGGAGUGUCUGCGUGGGCACCGGGUGCUGCAGGAGGACAAAGGGUGAUGCUGCGCCAGGGCUUUCAGCACCCACCCUGCCCUCUCCACCAGCCACAGUGGGGAAGGUGGGGCCCCAGGGACGGGGCUCCCCACGACGCUGGGGGUGGUUUGGUAGUGCCCAUUUGCUUUGUGGGCGAUGCCCAAGAGGAAGAACAUGCACAUUCUACAUCACCACUUUCUGCCUGACCUCAGCUUUGCAGCUCUGCCCGGAUUAUUUGCAAUGUUUCUGUAUUUCUGCUUUUGGGAAUAACAAUUUCUGGCUUUUAUUUUUUUAA
Strigops habroptila (Kakapo) is the source of this 2088-nucleotide messenger RNA. RefSeq names its product ciliary neurotrophic factor (gene CNTF). The transcript has 4 exons. The record is from RefSeq and is a predicted model, not a curated record. The coding region runs from base 254 to 841 and encodes 195 amino acids. Gene Ontology annotation, molecular function: growth factor activity; ciliary neurotrophic factor receptor binding; cytokine activity. Lineage: Eukaryota; Metazoa; Chordata; Aves; Psittaciformes; Psittacidae. Gene Ontology annotation, biological process: positive regulation of tyrosine phosphorylation of STAT protein; negative regulation of neuron apoptotic process; ciliary neurotrophic factor-mediated signaling pathway. Gene Ontology annotation, cellular component: axon.